GUCCCGUAGAGACAGAGCGCGAGAACGUUGAGCCGAUUGUAGUGGUUGGGUCUGCCUCGUCUUCAUUGCGACCCACCCCACGUAGGCAAAGUGUGGGUCAAUACCUCUUCAGACUGCCAGACUUGGAGCUGCCUGGCUGUGCGCCGACACACGGGCUCGCGUCGCGGGACGGAAAGGUGUUGUCGGGAAGGCACAGUGCGACUGAGAGGCAACGCUUGUCGGGGUCCGAAAUUGGGAUAGACUAACGCUCGCCAUGAAUUCAUUUUUCAAACGGCCUGUAAGUUUCGGCGUCUUCUUUUUCUUCAUCGUUGUCGUCGCCGUGGAGAACGGGCGCGCGCUGGCUGGCGAAGUCGACGGAGAUGCUGGCGGGAAGAGCGCGCCGAGACAGGCACGGAACGCCGUCCCCCCGUCCGGCUUGCCGCCGACGCGCUUCACCCCAGACGAGAUCCACCAGGUAGUAGCCGUACACAACAACCUCCGCAGCAGUGUCACGCCUGGUGCUGCCAACAUGCAGUACAUGAAGUGGCAUGACGAGCUGGCGGCCAUGUCGCAGGCCUGGGCGGACAAGUGCGAGUUUGAGCACGGGCAGGUGGACGUGGAGUCUCCGCCGUACGGGCAGAUCGGACAGAACCUGUGGAAGGGCUCCCCCAGGAUGUCGCGCAGCCCGCAGCCCAUCCAGGACUGGUACGGGGAGGUGGUGGACUACCACUUCGACACGCUGCAUUGUAACGAGGGGCGGGAGUGCGGACACUAUACACAGGUUGUGUGGGCUGAGACGAACCGAGUUGGCUGUGGCGUGAUGGAAUGUGACGGCUUCACUAUCAUCGUCUGCAACUACGGACCCAUCGGGAAUCACCAAGGCGUCCCCCCGUACAAAGUGGGGACAGCCUGUACGAAGUGCGCCAGCGGUGCGGGGUGGUGCGACCACGGGCUGUGCGUGGAUUGCCAAGACGGAGAUUGUGAGUGCCCGCUGGUGUGUCAGAACUGCGGUGAGCUAGACACGGACACAUGCACCUGUAGCUGCAAGGACGGCUGGGACGGACUGGACUGCGCAGAUCUGUGUAACAACACGUAUGCAGGCUGCUAUGAGAACCCGGGCUACCCGCAGGCCGCCUGCAGUAGGUUAUCCAUGCUGCAGACCGGCUGCAGGGAGAUGUGUGGGUACUGUGCGUUUGCGUCUGAAGACAGCGGGAAUACUUGCUGCGGCGGGAAGAUCUGUCACAACGGCGGAGUGUUGGACACGGUGAACGACUGCACCUGCACGUGUAUGAACGGGUUCCACGGGGAAAACUGCCAACAUGAGGACGUUGUUGAGGAGAGUAUGUCAGAGACGACCGGACCGAGAAGUACGGCAGUGCCCAUGGGUACCAGUCUGGUGCUGUUUGUCCUCAUAUCAUUGAUGAAGAUAGUCGCAUUGUGAUUUCCAGGCACCUGUAUGUUGUCAACGAUUGACGAUAAGUACUAGAGGGUGUCAAUGUACCUGUACAAAGCUUCUCUGGUACGGCUGAUUGCAGCCUCACACUAUGUCGCUAGACUGCGCUGAUGCACAGUACUUGUGUAGUGAAUGACAUAUCUACGAGACGAACGUUUAUUCAGCAUGGUUAUAGAGACUGGAUUGGAAAAGUAGCACAUGUAUCUUUCCGACAUAGCACUUCUGUGACUUGUGGGAAGACGAUAGAUCUAUUUGACAAGGUGUAUGGUGACUUGAAGGGUCAUACCCUCAUGAUGGUUAUUAGAGAGGCUAUAGAGAGGCCCUACAUCUGGGCUGUAAAAUUCCGUUCUGUCUUUUUAUUUGUACAAAUAACACUGACAAAUGUUGUGGUCGUGUUGAAAUGACCAGCGGUAUAGUCUUUUUUCUUGAUUGAAACAAGUGAGGUACACACAAAUCUUGCAAUGUCCUUUGUGUGUAGUUUUCAAACUUGCGCUCCAUAAUGUUAAUUGGGCCGUGUUGAUUUGCUGGCAUGGCUGACAUCCUCUAAGAACAAAAACACUGAAACGAGCGAUCGCGCAAAAGAAAGUUUGGCGAAAAACGUUGCAUUUAAUAAAAUUGAUAAACUUGGUCUGGAGGGUUGGUUAAACAAAUGACUAAGCACAUAGAGUAUGAUGUACCAAACAACAGAUUCUUCCCUUUUGUUUUUUCUUCACAAUUUCAUCUUUUGUUUUGAAUUCACUCUGGCAUUCUACGAUAUCAGUGUUCGUCUUCAUGUCACUGCGAUAUCACUUUUCGUUUGCAUAUUACGGUAAAACUUUUUGGGGGGAAACGGACGAAAAUUGAUGCGAGCUGGAUGUCACUCAUGCUAUAGAAUCAAUAUGGCCUUACGUGUUGUUGUUUUGCACUACCUGUAGUGCCAGUGAUUAUCGCUUGAGGCAUUGCAAAAUCACAUACUAUAGAAACGUGUCCUGUUGCAGGUUUUAUG
This is a messenger RNA of Branchiostoma floridae (Florida lancelet), 2417 nucleotides long. Its product is annotated as cysteine-rich venom protein-like. The record is from RefSeq and is a predicted model, not a curated record. Gene Ontology annotation, cellular component: extracellular region. Bases 254 to 1420 code for a protein of 388 amino acids. The transcript is spliced from 9 exons. NCBI's taxonomy places the organism in Eukaryota, Metazoa, Chordata, Leptocardii, Amphioxiformes, Branchiostomatidae.